AUGUUCAAGAGACUGAUUGUUGCGUGUGAUGGGACGUGGUUGAAUUCAGACAACGGCCUUGUGAACGGCAAACUCGCCAUCCCCAGUAACGUGACGCGGAUGUCACGCGCGAUCAAGGCAGUUAGCCAAGAUGGCAUUCCGCAGAUCGUGAAUUACCACUUUGGCGUGGGGAGUUCGGGCGGGCCUUUGAAUCGCUUCAUCGGCGGGACCACCGGGGAGGGACUAGGCGAUAACGUGCGAGAAGCGUAUUCUUUUCUCGCGAAUAAUUACCACCACGGCGAUGAGAUAUUCCUGCUUGGGUUCUCGAGGGGUGCCUUCACGGCGCGUAGUAUUGCGGGCUUGAUUGGAGAAGUUGGUUUGCUUACGAAGAAGGGCCUCUUUGCGCUUCCGGAGGUGUUUGAAGAUGUCCAGCACAGGCGGGAUCCGAAAUACGUGCCAAAGAACCCCAAUGCCCCCUUCCCGCACAAGCCCAGCGCCAAUUCGCCAAGGUAUGCGGAAGAGUUGGAACGGAGAGGCAUGACGCGAUUAGGCAUCAAGGUCAAAGCUAUCGGCGUCUGGGACACGGUCGGCAGUCUCGGCACGCCGCGAAUAGGCUGGCUCACAAAAGUCGGCCUGCAGUCCUCGGAGAGCAAGGAAAUGGCCUUCUACGACACCAAGCUGUCCAACUGCAUCGAGAAUGCGUUCCAGGCGCUCGCGCUCGACGAACGCCGUAGCGCCUUCAGCCCUGCUGUCUGGGAGAAGCCCGAGGGGAACCGCACGACGCUGCGCCAGGUCUGGUUUCCGGGCGUCCAUUCGAACGUAGGAGGCGGGUAUGACGACCAGCAGCUGGCGAAUAUUACGCUGGCGUGGAUGAUGAGCCAGUUGCAGGAUAUGCUAGAUAUGCGGCCCGAGUAUUUGCUCGAGCAGGACGAGGAGAACGAGAGGUAUUACCGGAAGACGACGGGGCAGGACAUCAGGCCGUGGAGCUUCGGGGAAAUCAGCAAUUCUAUGACCGGCCUGUAUGCUCUCGGCGGAGGAACUACCCGCACGCCAGGCCACUACUACGCCUGCGACCCCACCACCUCGCGCCCGUCCGACCGCCCCCUCCGCGAAACAAACGAAUACAUCCACGCGUCCGUCCGCACGCGCAUCCGCCUGCACGGCCCCGGCGUCGCCGACAAAGCCGACUACGAGUGCCGCGCCCUCACCGACAACUACCGCCUCGUCGUCGACUACGGCACCGCCGACCCUGCGCGCUCCGCCCCCGCGGACAUCUACUGGCGCCUCAAGUGGAAGGACGCCGACGCGAUGAAGAUCCUACCCGAAGCGCCGCUGUGGGGCUUCGAGCGCGAGCUCGCGCGCAAGGACCCAGAUACGUACGAUGAAGUGUGUCGGCCGAGGGCGACGAAGGAGGCGAAGCGGAGGAAGACGGAACGCCCGCGGAGUGCGGAGCUGGGGAAUGGACGGGCGGCGGGCGGGAGGAGGAGCGCCGGCGUGGUGGGAGGGCAGGGGGGGUGCGGAGAGGGAGAGGGAGAGAGAUAG
Messenger RNA from Trematosphaeria pertusa, 1521 nucleotides. RefSeq lists its product as uncharacterized. NCBI's taxonomy places the organism in Eukaryota, Fungi, Ascomycota, Dothideomycetes, Pleosporales, Trematosphaeriaceae. The record is from RefSeq and is a predicted model, not a curated record. Bases 1 to 1521 code for a protein of 506 amino acids. The transcript is spliced from 3 exons.